This is a messenger RNA of Pteronotus mesoamericanus, 416 nucleotides long. RefSeq names its product ribosomal protein L37 (gene RPL37). Gene Ontology annotation, biological process: translation. Gene Ontology annotation, cellular component: ribosome; cytosolic large ribosomal subunit. Gene Ontology annotation, molecular function: structural constituent of ribosome; RNA binding. The record is from RefSeq and is a predicted model, not a curated record. NCBI's taxonomy places the organism in Eukaryota, Metazoa, Chordata, Mammalia, Chiroptera, Mormoopidae. The coding region runs from base 77 to 370 and encodes 97 amino acids. The transcript is spliced from 4 exons.
GAGCGGAAGCUUCUCAGCGCGAAAUAGCGGAAGUGUCUUCGCUUCCGGUCUCUUUGGUCUCAGCGGCAGACGCGAGAUGACGAAGGGGACGUCAUCGUUCGGCAAACGCCGCAACAAGACGCACACACUGUGCCGCCGCUGUGGCUCGAAGGCAUACCAUUUGCAGAAGUCCACCUGCGGCAAGUGUGGCUACCCGGCCAAGCGGAAGAGGAAGUAUAACUGGAGUGCCAAGGCUAAACGGCGGAACACCACCGGGACCGGUCGCAUGAGGCACCUAAAAAUCGUGUACCGCAGAUUCAGGCAUGGAUUCCGUGAAGGAACAACACCUAAACCCAAGAGGGCAGCUGUUGCCGCGUCCAGUUCAUCUUAAGGAUUUCACUGAUUAGUCCCACAAUAAAUGUUCUGGUGUCCAAAAA